Coniophora puteana RWD-64-598 SS2 is the source of this 2626-nucleotide messenger RNA. RefSeq lists its product as uncharacterized. Gene Ontology annotation, biological process: regulation of DNA-templated transcription. NCBI's taxonomy places the organism in Eukaryota, Fungi, Basidiomycota, Agaricomycetes, Boletales, Coniophoraceae. Gene Ontology annotation, molecular function: DNA-binding transcription factor activity, RNA polymerase II-specific; zinc ion binding. The transcript has 12 exons. Bases 11 to 2554 code for a protein of 847 amino acids. The record is from RefSeq and is a predicted model, not a curated record.
CGACUCUGAAAUGCCCAAGGAGAAGCCUAACGCCGCUCGUCUUCCCCCCUGCGACGCCUGUAAACUGCGCAGGGUACGCUGCGACCCUGUGCUCCCACCUGCCUCUUGUCCACGAUGUGUCUCCAAAAACAUCAUAUGCACUACGAACGUCAUUCCGCGCGGGAGGCGGAAAGCGAGCACCGGUAGAAGGAUUGAGCAAGCAAGAGUUCUAUUUGGCGAUGCUCGGCCUUCCAGCACUAGCAGUCCAGCUGGAAAGGCGCCACCAGUCGCAGGCGGCAGCGUCUCCCCUGUGGUUCGCGCGGAAAGCAGGAUGUUCGACCUCGAGGUCUCUGGCGAGCUCAUCGCACACCUCCUUCAGCUAUACGCUCACGUACCCCGCGCACGCGUCAUCCCCUGCAACUUCAUCAUAUCAGCCUUCGAAUCCUCGGGCCGCCGCAUCGCUUCCUUAUCCCCAUCCACGCAGACCCUGAUGCUAGCCAUGUCCGCCAUCAGCUCCCAUGUCUCCUCCCACCCCGUCCUCUUUGGCGCGGGGCCGCGUCCGCCUGCACUGUCCACGUUCUUGGUCAGGUCCCUGUCGCUCUCAUCCAAGGCGCUGUACGAGUUCGGAAAGCGGAGGGCGGCUGCGUGUCGGGCGCUGACGGAGAUGGCGCUCGAGCACGCGUGGAGGGCUAAGGUGCUGAGCAGCGGCGACGACGAGGCCAUGGCUGCAUGCUUUCUGCUACAGGUUCUCGAGUCCCGCAGCAGACCCAGACCCGCAGUUCACGUCUGGAAAGCGGCGUUCAUCGCGCAGUUACGUCAGAGGCUCCUGCGCUGCCGCGAAGUUGGCUUUGGCGACUUUCUGAGCUCCGAGUCGUCGACGUUUUUCUUCUUCACGUCGACGCCCUCGAUGAUGGCGUGGCCUCCUCGGAACCAGCCGACACAUCCUGAUCCGGAAUCGUUCGAACACCAAGCGCAGCCUGAUGGUCGAAAUUACCUACAGCCCCAAAGCCUGUGUGAUGCCGGACAGCCGCUUGAUGGCAAUAUAAAGCUUCAGGAGAUGAGGCUCCGGUGGAGCAUGCAGCUGAUGUGGGAGGCCCUUACAUGCGUUUGGCAAGGCGAAGUCUGCGGAUACUCACUUCACGAUGAGGCGUUGUUGUGUGGUCCUCCACCGCCUUCGCUCGCGGAAUUGGUCGUGCAAGUUAGAUCUGAGAGUGUGCUGUGGUGGGAUACGCGGGGGUUUAUCGACCUGGUUAGACCUUACGCGUACCAUGUCACUCGCUUGGCUUUAUCUUCGUAUGACUGGCAAAUGCGAAGGAGGAGCGGACUCCCCUUUUCAUUCACCCGCUUCGCCGAACAUAUGGACGAUCUCAAACACCUGCACUUCCUUCUCUCGGUUGCACAGGUACGUUGUGCCAUGGCGUAUAGCUAUGAAGCAACAGAGUUUCGAAGGGCGGAAAGCAUGGCUGAGUCGGCAGACGGCGAACCUAGUAUCCCGUCAAUCAUGGGGAUGUACAUGCUGCACUCGAUGCGCACUGCCCUCGCAUCCGUGAACAUUCCCGUGCUCGAGGACCUGCAAGCGAGGGUGAAGGAGGCAAGCGCCGUCCCCGGGCCCGCCGACCCGGACAUGUCCAAGCUCGAGCUGCUCUUGCACACGUUCAGACGGGCCGUGGUCCACUGGGGGCACUACAUAAUACGUAACACGUUGAACGCGACGUACCUGGCGUGGCUCACGCACCUGGCAGACGAACCCUUCGUCUUCUGGUGCGAUCUCAUCGUGGACACAUCGCCGAUCGAGGAUGGCGGCGAUGCGAUCACGCGCAGCGAGAAGCUCGCGUGUCUCGAGAUCAUGUCUGAAGUCUUUGGCGUCGUCUCGUGGUCCAGGCCGGGCGCAUUCGAGCAUCCGCUCAGAAGCGAGAUCGGUCGCGCCAUCGAGGAGAUCAAGCUCGCGCAGGCGCUUAACGAAUCGUUCGGCUGGGGGGUGCCUGUGCCGGAUUCACGCUCCGUUCUCUCCUACGAGGGCGAUUACACCGAGAGCUCAUGCUGGCUCGGUGCAGUCCCUGCUGUGCUGGAGCUCCCUGAUAUCGAGGCAGCGAUGCGCGAUGCGGGCGUGAUGGAUAUGAUCAAGGGUUAUGGUCCUUCUGAGGCGAGCUUGAAGUGUGCCGGCUAUGCGGCAAUGGACACGUCUUUUGCCUCCUCAUCUCAGGAAACCUUUGGACAUGGACAGUUUUCAGGCACCUCUGUUGCUGCUAUAGAUUAUGGAAGUACAAUUGGAUGGACCCACGGUAGCGGUUACGGGCACGAAGACGCACGACAUGCCACUUCGUCGUUUGCGACUGGGUCGACCGGAGUGCAGACGCAGGCUUUCACAGCGGAUGCUCCACUAAACUUCGGUUAUGUGCCGUGUCAGGGCUAUGUCCAUGGUGCUGGUAUACCGGGGUGGGAUACGAUGGGCGUGCAUAUGGGCAUGUCCACGGGACAGACGGGCGUUUGGACUGUGGAUAAUGGAGAGUUUGAUGGUUCGACUGACGAGUCUUUCAGGGUCCUUGUAGAUCAAACGCACUAUGGCUCUUUAUGAUACAAGUCAACUGGGCUUUGCUGUUUGAGAUGCUGUACAGGCUGGCGAGCACGAAUAAAAAUAAGUAACCGC